Molecule: messenger RNA, 858 nt
Organism: Vairimorpha ceranae
Lineage: Eukaryota; Fungi; Microsporidia; Nosematidae
Product: wd40 repeat-containing protein
Exons: 1
Coding region: 1-858 (285 amino acids)
Biological process (GO): iron-sulfur cluster assembly
Cellular component (GO): cytosolic [4Fe-4S] assembly targeting complex
Molecular function (GO): protein binding
Source: RefSeq, a predicted model, not a curated record
AUGCAAUUUACCACGACUAAAUAUUUUACUGAUCAGAAAAUAUUCACCAUUCAUAUUAAUAAGAAUGUGUAUAUAGGAGGAACAUCUACAUGUCUGCUAGAUGUAACAGUUAAUAAAAUUUUAUAUAAACAUAAUAAAUCUGUAACACAUAUAUCUAGUAGUAGAAAAUAUUUAACAAGUAGUAGUUAUGAUUGUACUGCCUCUAUAUUUCUUCUAAACGCCAAAGAACUAGAGGAUGUCAUAGAAGGCCCAGAUACAGAGAUAAAAUGUAUUAGUAUUGAUCCUCUAAAUAAAUGGAUAGCUUUAGCUACAAGAGGUAAAUCUGUUUGGGUGUGUCGAAUUGGUGAAAAUAUAGAAAUAAAUAAUAUACUAGAAGAUCACACUGAAGAUGUAAAAGGAUGUCUUUUCCAUGAAGAUAUGCUUUUUUCAUUCGGAUAUGAUAAUUCUAUUAAAUGUUACAAAUAUUUUAAAAUGGAUGAAAGUUGGGAGAUGGUCCAAAGUAUUAGUGAGAAUGAUACUGUUUGGAAUCUGGCAUUUAUUGAUGAAAAAAUGUUUUCUUGUAAUGGACAAGGGGAAGUAUCUCUAUACAUUCUUGAUAAAGGAUGGACAAUUGUCAGAAAAAAGAAAUUGAGUAAUUUACCUAUAUUUGCUUUAUGCGCAUAUAAAAAUAUGAUUAUUUGUGGAAUAGGUUUUGGAAAUUUAAUUUUUAUGAAUACAGAUCUAGAGGUGGUUUAUGUUAUUAAUAAACUACAUGACAAUUUCAUAAACUGUAUCUAUUGGUCUGAAGAAGAUGAUAUGAUAGGCACUUGCAGUGAUGAUAUGACAUAUUGUCUAAUAAGUGAAAAAAAAUAUUUAUAA